This is a messenger RNA of Setaria italica (foxtail millet), 2348 nucleotides long. Its product is annotated as pentatricopeptide repeat-containing protein At2g13600. The record is from RefSeq and is a predicted model, not a curated record. The coding region runs from base 43 to 1836 and encodes 597 amino acids. NCBI's taxonomy places the organism in Eukaryota, Viridiplantae, Streptophyta, Magnoliopsida, Poales, Poaceae. Gene Ontology annotation, biological process: RNA modification. The transcript has a single exon. Gene Ontology annotation, molecular function: protein binding; RNA binding.
CUGAUCGUUGGCGCCGUUGCUGCUCGUCGCCGCCGGAAACGCAUGCGCCGCCAUCUCCCAACAAUCGCCAUCCUCCCGCCGCGAUGCGCCCCCGCGCCUCCUUCCGCGGCCGCGGCCGGCAUCGCCGUCCCGGAGGUGCUGUCCCUCCUGGAGCGGGCCAUCUCCGGGGGGGACGUGCUCCGCCUCGGCCGCGCCGCGCACGCGCUCCUCGUCAAGACGGCGCUCACCAGCCACACCCUCCUAUCCAACCGCCUUGUCGCGCUCUACUCCCUGCUCCCGUCCCCGGACGCCGCGAUCGCCGCCUUUCACGACCUCCCGCACAAGAACCCGCACUCCUACAACACGCUACUCGCCACGCUGUCGCGCAGACCGGGCACCCUCCCCGACGCCCUCCACCUGUUCGAUGCAAUGCCGGCCGACGCACGCAACCUUGUCUCCUACAACACCGUCUUAUCGUCGCUCGCGCACCACAGCAGGCAGGAAGAGGCUCUCCGCUUGGUUGCCCGGCUCGCCAGGGACAGGUUCUUGGGGCCAGGGUUGGCCAUCGACCGCUUCACGGUGGUCAGCAUGGCGACUGCGUGCGCGGGAAUCGGAGCUGAGAGGCCGCUACGGGAGAUGCACGGCGCGGUGCUGGUGUCGGGUAUGGAGAUGACCAUCAUCAUGGCCAACUCCAUGGUGAACGCCUACAGCAAAGCUGGAAGGGUGGAGGAUGCGAGGCGGGUGUUUGAUCAGGUCAGCGUCCGGGACAAAAUCACUUGGACAUCGAUGAUCUCUGGGUACUGCCAAGCGAAGAUGCUUGAUAAGGCAGUGCAGGUGUUUGAUAUGAUGCCGGAUAAUGAUAGGGUUGCAUGGACAGCAUUAAUAUCUGGGCAUGAGCAGAAUGGAGAGGAGGAUGCCGCUCUUGAGCUGUUCGAACGGAUGUUGGCCGAGGGGGUAUGGCCAACGCCUUUCUCCUUGGUGUCAGCUUUGGGUGCAUGUGCCAAACUUGGGCUUGUCACACGGGGGAAGGAAUUGCACUGCUACAUCUUGCGCCAAAGCAUCGGGACAGACCCUUUCAACAUCUUCAUCUACAAUGCGCUCCUUGACAUGUACUGCAAGUGUGGUGACAUGAUGGCGGCUAUGGCACUGUUUCACCGGAUGCCUGAGAAGGACUACAUCUCUUGGAACUCGAUGGUUACCGGGUUCUCACAUAAUGGUUUGGGAAAGCAGUCGCUUGACACAUUUGAGGAGAUGUUGGUAGCUGGAGUUCAGCCAACCCAUGUCACUUUUCUUGCUGUCCUCACGGCCUGCAGCCAUUCUGGUCUAGUAUCUGAUGGACGCCUCGUUCUUGAAUCAAUGGAGGACCAUGGUCUUGAACCUAGGGCAGAACACUAUGCUGCCUACAUAGACGCUCUUGGUCGGAAUUGCCAGCUGGAAGAAGCAACUGAGUUCAUCAAAGAUUUGCCAUCCAGGAUUGGUCCUGGUACAGCUGGGUCCUGGGGAGCUCUCCUAGGUGCAUGUCGUAUUCAUGGAAAUAUCGAGCUUGCAGAGGAAGUGGCAGAGUUCCUCUUCCGGUUAGAGCCUGGGAACAGUGGUCGGUAUGUCAUGCUGUCAAACAUCUAUGCCGCGGCAGGACAGUGGGAUGAUGCACGUCGAGUCAGGGGACUCAUGAAGGAGAAGGGCCUUAGGAAGGAUCAGGCUUACAGUUGGAUCGAAGUGCGGAGUGCAAAGCACGUAUUCGUUGCUGAGGACAUGUCUCAUCGUGAGGCAGAUGAGAUAUAUGAGAUGUUGGGCAAGCUUCUCGACCAUAUGCGCAUAGCAGGGGAUCCUACUGAACACCAGCUUGAUUUGUGUUGAGAGAAACUGCCCAUGUGUAAAAAAGCAUUGCUCCUGAAUAUUCAGGACAAUCACUCUGGUAUGGCCACUCUAAAGCGAGGUCCACUGAUUUGCCAUCGGUGUCCUCAUUCCUUGCCAAGUAAAGUAUUAAGCCUUGUGAUGCUGCAAAACAGCUCCAGCGUCCAGGGCUUCAGUUGUUGCAGAAGCACAAAUGCUCCACAAGGUUUACCUAGAGAAUCAACUCCAGUGAAUUCAAUGCUCCAAGUGCCGUACCAUGGCAUAAUCUGUCAGGCUUCAACCACAUCAAAACCUACAAGAGUUUGACUCAUUCAGUUUUAGUUCUAUGUUAACUUCAGAAUCAAAUAUUCCUGUGCACCAUACCAUCAGCUGAUCUUUCUUUUUUACCAUUGACUGAUUCUUCAGAACGGUGAUAAAUGUUAGAAGGUUAAUAGAGAUUCUGAUUUGGUGUAGUUUGUAACUCUAGGUAUCUUUUGGACAACUGAUCACUUUCUUGUCCAAAUUAAGGGCAAUGA